Neoarius graeffei (lesser salmon catfish) is the source of this 1133-nucleotide messenger RNA. RefSeq names its product zinc finger protein 185. Bases 171 to 944 code for a protein of 257 amino acids. The transcript is spliced from 7 exons. The record is from RefSeq and is a predicted model, not a curated record. Lineage: Eukaryota; Metazoa; Chordata; Actinopteri; Siluriformes; Ariidae.
ACACACACACACACCCCAGAAAAACAUUUGGUGUGAAGGAGGGGAUAUGCAGGUGGUGUGUGUGUGUGUGUGUGUGUGUGUGUGUGUCCAUAUUAUAAGGAAGGAACUCAGCAAACUGGCUGUGGAAACAUUCAUCACACAGUGUUAAGAUUCAGCUGAAGAGAACCAGGAUGGCAAGUGACAUGGAACGGAAAACCGUUUUCUACACCACGAAGGUCCGGACGGCUCUGCGUAACGACAGCAGCUGGAUCCGUCAGAGCUCCGAGGAGCCGAAGGAUCCACAGCCACCUCUGAUCUACAGGUCCAGUAGCCCCACCCCUCAGAGCCCCACCCCUCAGAGCCCCACCCCUCAGAGCCCCACCCCUCAGAGCCCUGUCUCUGGCCAGGACGUGUCUCCAGGAUGGAGAAGGGGCGGCUCGUACGUGGUCUCAGCAUGGAGGAAGUGUGACAUCAACCUUGAGGGUACAUCUGGAUUAACACAGAUCGAACCAACACUGAAACCUGUGGAAAAGACACCUGAAAUUGUGGCACCUAAAGUUAACGCACCUGUUGUGGAAACAGCAGCAGCUGAAUCACCUGGAUUUGAAACACUUCAGUCUGAGGCAUCUGGAGCUGAAAUGUUUGUGGCCUGUGGACUCGAGCAGCCUGUGUGUGAAGGAGCAGUGAGAGAGACCCCUGAAGCACUUGGGUCUGUCUCUUCAGCAGCUCUGCUCAGCAGCUCUCCUCAGACUCACGAUGAUGUGAAGGUGCUGUGUUCCUUCUGUACCAAACUUGUGGAAAGUAACGUGAAGAUUUCAGUGAACAUUCCUCCAAUCACCUGCCAUGUGGACUGUUUUCAGUGUGCUGCAUGUGCUAAACUGCUCGGUGACUUGAUGUCCUCCAUGUUCCACCAUCAUGGGAAGAUUUACUGUGAGAAAUGUUUUGAUCUCGUGUUCUCCGUGUAAACCUUCAGCAUAUUAACGAUGUGUUCUGUUUCUUCCAUUUCCUCAGUGCACUGAUACAGAAGUGCAACGUGUGUGUGUUAAUCUUUAUUUUAGUUUGUUUAUGUGCUUCGUUUCCUUUUUAAUUUUCAUUUAAAGAUUGACAUAAAAGUGUGAAAAUAUUUCGUGUUAAAUAAACCAACAAAAGUUUCA